Messenger RNA from Pteronotus mesoamericanus, 4234 nucleotides. It is a transcript of the gene ANKLE2, whose product is annotated as ankyrin repeat and LEM domain containing 2. NCBI's taxonomy places the organism in Eukaryota, Metazoa, Chordata, Mammalia, Chiroptera, Mormoopidae. The coding region runs from base 36 to 2918 and encodes 960 amino acids. Gene Ontology annotation, cellular component: endoplasmic reticulum. Gene Ontology annotation, molecular function: protein phosphatase 2A binding. The transcript has 13 exons. The record is from RefSeq and is a predicted model, not a curated record. Gene Ontology annotation, biological process: negative regulation of phosphorylation.
CGGCGGCGGCGGCGGCGGCGAGGAGGGCGGCGGCGAUGCUGUGGCAGCGGCUGGUGGCCACAGAGUGGGCAGCGCUGGCCUGGGAGCUGCUGGGGGCCUCGGUGCUGCUGUUCGCGGUUCGCUGGCUGGUGUGGCGGCUGGAGAGGCGGCCGCGGGGCCUUGGCCGGAGCGCGUCCGCCGCCCCGCCUCCCCGCGCGGCUGUGGACCCGGCCCCCGACCCAGGUGAAAUGGCAAUGGACGCGGUCCUAGCCAGAUUGAAACUCCUUAAUCCAGAUGACCUUAGAGCGGAAAUUGUCAAAGCCGGAUUGAAAUGUGGACCCAUUACCUCAACAACAAGGUUCAUUUUUGAGAAGAAGUUGGCUCAGGCUCUCUUAGAGCAUGGAAGCAGCCUGCCUUCACACGCUCCCGCCCAGACCCCCGCGGGUGCCACAGCUCUCAGCCAGAACACCCAGAGGGCUCCGAAGUUUGCCGCGGGGACCUCACCUGAGCAGGUCAGCUUUUCCGAAGACAGAGAUUUUGGUCAUAGCGUGGGCUUGAAUCCUCCAGAGGAAGAUGACCUGAAGUCGGAGACCUGCUCGGUGCCCCUCAGUGCUGUGGCUGCAGUUGACGGCCCCCAAACUGUGGUGAGGGCCUCUGCCGAGCCGCCUCUGUACUAUGGGGUGUGUCCAGCCUACGAGGACGCCCCAGCGAGAAACGAGAGGAUUCAUGUUUAUGAAGAUAAGAAGGAAGCAUUGCAAGCUGUCAAAAUGAUCAAAGGAUCCCGAUUUAAAGCUUUUUCAAGCAGAGAAGAUGCUGAGAAAUUUGCUAGAGGAGUUUGUGAUUAUUUCCCUUCUCCAAGCAAAACUUCAUCUCCACUUUCUCCUGUGAAGAUAGCAUCCCUCUCUAGCAAUGGUGGGUUAAAAGAUGGCUUGUGCUUAUCAGAGUCAGAAACAGUAAACAAAGAACGAGCAAACAGCUAUAAAAAUCCCCGUACACAGGACCUCACUUCCAAACUGCGGAAAGCUGUGGAGCAGGGAGACACAGGCACCUUCCACAGCCUCGUCUGGAGUAACCCCCGGUACCUGAUUGGUUCAGGGGACAACCCAACCAUCGUACAGGAGGGAUGUAGGUACAACGUCAUGCAUGUUGCUGCCAGAGAGAAUCAGGCGUCCAUCUGCCAGCUGACUCUGGAGACGCUGGAGGACCCUGAGUUUAUGCAGCUCAUGUACCCUGAUGACUCCCCGGACAUGCUGCAGAACCGCAUUUGUUACAUCCUCGACCUGUACCUGAACACGCCCGACAAGGGGGGCUACGACACACCAUUGCAUUUUGCUUGUAAGUUUGGGAAUGUAGAUGUGGUCAACGUGCUCUCUUCACACCCUUUGAUUGCAAAACGUCCACGGAAUAAAUGCAGUAAAACACCCGAAGAUGUUAUUUGUGAAAGAAGCAAAAAUAAAUCUGUGGAACUGAAGGAGCGUAUUAGAGAAUAUUUAAAGGGUCACUACUAUGUGCCUCUCCUGAGAGCAGAGGACAUGUCGUCCCCGGUGAUCGGGGAGCUGUGGUCUUCAGACCAGACAGCCGAGGCCUUUCGCAUCAGCCAUGGUGGAGGCGGCCCCAAGGAUCCUGUUCUGACCCUGAGAGCUUUCGCGGGUCCCCUGAGUCCGGCCAAGGCAGAAGGUUUUCGCAGACUCUGGAAAACCCCACCUCGAGAGAAAGCAGGCUUCUUUCACAGCGUCAAGAAGUCGGAUCCAGAAAGAGGCAUGGAGAGAGCGGGAAGGGAGCUGGCCCACGAGCUGGGGUACCCCUGGGUCGAGUACUGGGACUUCCUGGGCUGUUUCGUUGACCUGUCUUCCCAGGAGGGUCUGCAGAAACUGGAGGAAUAUCUCGUGCAGCAGGAAGUGGGCAGAAAGGCCAAAAAAGACGCAGGAGAAAAUGAAGCCUGUGUUCAGGAGAAUGCCUCUGCCUUUGGCUUCCAUGGGAAGUGCGACGACUCUGCCUCUGGGCAGACCUUUCUGAGUGAAGACAACGUCCUGAGCUUGGAAGAGAUUAAAAAUCGCCAGAACGCAGCUCGAAACCACAGCCAGCCCACAGUCGAGGCUUUCGGAGACUUAGAGUGUGACAUCCUUCCCUCGGAGCAGAGGCCCAGUCCCCCCAACAACAAGAAUGGGCUCUGCAACCCCCUCAGUGGUGGCAAGACCCACGGUGGGAAGAGGAGAGAGGCUGCGAGCAGGGAGGAAGCCCUCCGGUCACCUGUCUCUGGCCUGACUGCUGAGUUCAAUAAGCUCCGUUUGCAGAAUCUAGGAAGUGGCUUUUCUAAGACACCAAACAAAAGCAUGAACACGAGAGAUGAGAAGACCCUGACAUCAAGAAUGGACACAACGGACAGUGACGAGUCUCUUGCGGCCGACAGACUCGGGAGCAGCCCAGCGACGGCUGAAAGCGACAUGUCGGCAGGGAUUGCCAGCCUGUGCCUGGGUCCCCACCGUCCCGGGCCCAAGGCGCCGCACUGCUGCGCUUCUGCGUCCUCGGGACCCACAGGCGUCCCCGCCACAGAGGAGCCUGGCAGGAGGCUCUUCCUUUUUGGGGAGGAGCCGUCUAAACUGGAUCGGGACGUGUUGGCAGCUCUGGAAUGUGCAGACGUGGACCCUCAGCGGUUCCCGGCUGUGCACAGAUGGAGGGGCGCCGUCUUGUGCUACCCACCCUCUGACAGACAGAGUUGGCCGAGCCCCACGAGAAAAGGAAAGCUGACGUCUCAGAUGCCCGAUCUCAGUUGCUCUCCCAGCUGCAGCCCGGGAAGGAGUGGCCCCUCGGGGGGCAGCCCCAGGAAGCCUGGUCCUGCUCCCCUCUCCCCCCGCCUGGGCAGCCCCGGGCGCUACAGCCCUGCCAACGAGGGCCGCUUCCGCAGGAUGGUGCGCGUGGCCCAGCCGGCCGCCUUGUAGGGCUGGCGCGCACCGCAGGGCUCUCGCUGCAUUUUUAAAGAAAGAAGGGCAAUGUGUUUGUUGCUAAAACUCACAAAAAAGGAUAUAUUCUGAUUAAUUUAUUAAUCAUUUUGAGAGUAAAAAUAUUUUAGAAAAUACAAAUGUUCUGUAUGAAAUUUGUACUUCUGAUGUUUUGGGAGAUGAGAACGAACUCAGAUGCCAGUAUUCUGGAACCUGUCACUGGUAGUAACGCGUUCCUGGGUACCAUCCUGGUUGCUUGUGCAACUGACGGAGCCAAGGCCACCUGUGCUCCCACAACUCACCACCGGAGCCCGAAGGCAGGGUCGGCCACCUCGCUGCAACCCCCUUCCGAAGACAAAGGUGGAUUUUGUCCACCUUCCUUUCCUGGGGGCAGUUUUCCCUUCUGGAUUCUCCUUGGGUAGAAAGAAAGCUGCUCUCCCGGACAGAACUGGUGGCCGUCGGGAGGCACGCGUGCGCCCCACAGGAGCGGGCAGCAGCCUGAGCGGGUGCGUUCCUCUGCGCCAGCCCCGCGCCUCGGUGCGCUCUGUGCGCUGCGGGUGCCGGGGGGAUGGGGUGCUCUGUGAGCUGUGUCCGGGCUUUGAAAUUGUCUCAUGAUAUUUUAGAACUAAUUUAGAAUAUUUUAGGGUUCAGUUGGAUGUCUGUUACAAAAAGCGUCACGUUUUAGUAUACAAACUAGACGUUGAUUUUUGAGGGGUUUGAGUCUGGUUCAGUUACUUGAGUGCAGUUUGCUUCAGCCGUGGGGGCCCCCCCCCCCCGGCCUCCCGUCAGUGCGUAGGGUGUGAGAGUCUCCCCCUCCCGUGCCGCGCCAUGUGCCCAAGGACAGGCACACAGAGGGACAGGCGACACUCAGGGCCGUAUUCUGAACGUCCAGAGCAGGAACCCACUGAAAACUCCACCAGCACUUUUGCUACCUUCAGUGCCUUUUGUAGAUCAUUUUUUGUUUUCCUCAACUUGAUUUUUGAGAACGCAGUGAUACUAAGUAGGCAUGAGAUUCUUUCUCAUUCAUAGAAGUGGUUCUUUCUUUUGAAUCAAGAUGUAGGUUUAAAAUUUCUAAAGGUGGUUACACAGGGUGUUUUCAUGUGUGUUGUGGCCAACAGUCUGUACAAGACUCAUAUAAAAUCCAGUGGCACUUAAAAAGGCAUCUUUAUUCUCAAAGAAAUCAGAAUACAGACAUUCACAGCACUGAUGUCGUGUCCAGAAUCUUACCCUACUGCCCUGUAUGUUGCUGUAAAUAUUCAGAUGGAAAUUAAAAGAGUGUUUUUGCCCUGAUUUUGCCGACUGCUGUUACUGUUCUG